AUCCUAGCUUGCCACCAAAGUACUGGGGCGCAUGGCAAAGCGCUAAGUGCCGUCGACUGCCGUGUUCAUUAGAUACAGUUUUCACUUAUGGUGGCCUCGCGUCGAUCAAUGAGAGAAGACGGAGGGAAAGGAAAAAAGCGAGAAUGUUGUUCUCAUGUGUAGGAUAAUGAAGAAGAGGUUGCGCGUUCUGUUGGUGUGUCUUGCUGUCGCUUGUGUGUGUUGCUUCCUCAGUUGUCAUGUCCAUUGUUCAGAGCAGACCUCUAUGGCACCAGUGCUGCCUCCACAAGACAGCAGCCUGCAGGGGGAGUCGAAGGAGGAGCAGGCUGACAAGGUAGAGGUUUGUUGGGGUGCCAACAUCCGGUCCUCCUAUGAUGUGGGGCUGGCCAAAGAGCAGGCUUCUCUACAAAAGCUUGUACCACAGGAUUCCUCAGGCACGGAAGAGCACGGAGGUACAGGCAAGGAACAGGUUGUGAGAGCUGAGGAGUCUGUUGCGGCCAUAAAGACAGAACCAGUGUCCGAGUCUGAGAGAAGCCCUACAGUGAAUCUGGAACCAGAGCCUGAUCCUAGCCAGAUGAAGUUUACCAGUGACACAGUUGCAACCAUGCCAGAGAGCACAGUCAGUACCCCUGAGGAUAUCUUCAGCUCACCUACUGUGCAGGAAUCUUCCAUAACUCCCACUAGUGUGGUGGAGGUUCCCAGUCCAGAUACUCCUGUGACUGACUCCACUGGUCCAGACCAGUCAGCCACAGACUGUGAGGCAGGGGACUCUGCUUUGUUUGCCAGAACACAACCCAGCCUACCAGUGGAUCCUACCACAGAGAAUUACCCCAGUGACCCAGUGACCGUAGGACAGCAGACCAACAGUGAUGUAAGCCCAUUGCUUGGUCGCACGGAUGAAAAUACAACGAGACGGGACCACGGUGGAAACACCUCCCACACAGUGAAGGAAGGGACCAUUGAUGCUACCUUGGGCAAGGAUGUCGAUCCAUCUGUCCCAAACAAGGACCAUGGGGAUAUCCCUACCUUUGAUGAAUGGAAAAAGAAGAUGAUGGAGGUAGAGAAGGAGAAAAGCCUCUCAACUCAUUCGUCCUCCACUGGGAGCCCAGUUGCUGUGAAGAAGGUGCAGAAGAACUUAAACAAUUAUGCCUCAGUGGAAUGUGGGGCUAAAAUCCUUUCAGCGAACAUAGAGGCUAAGAGCACAUCAGCAAUUCUCAUGGAGAAUAUGGACUUGUAUAUGCUAAACCCCUGCAGCAACAAGAUCUGGUUUGUCAUUGAGCUCUGUGAGCCCAUUCAAGUUAAACAGCUGGACAUUGCUAAUUUUGAGCUUUUCUCCUCUACCCCAAAAGACUUCCUGGUCUCCAUCAGUGACAGAUAUCCGACCAACAAAUGGGUGAAACUGGGCACAUUCCAUGCCCGCGAUGAGCGAACAGUGCAGAGCUUCCCGCUGGAUGAGCACCUAUAUGCCAAAUAUGUGAAGAUGUUCAUCAAGUACGUAAAGGUUGAACUGGUUUCCCACUUUGGAUCUGAGCACUUCUGCCCCCUAAGCCUCAUCAGGGUAUUUGGAACUAGUAUGGUGGAAGAAUAUGAGGAGAUAGCAGAGUCUCAGUAUCCUCCAGAGAGGCUGGAGUAUCUGGAUGAAGAUUACGAUUACCCGGUCGGCUAUACACCAUUGGAAGAUAAAUCUUCAAAAAAUCUCAUAGGCUCUGCCACAAAUGCCAUCCUGAGCAUGGUCAACAACAUAGCAGCCAAUGUCCUGGGGGCCAAGAAGGAACUGGAAGAAGGCAUUGAGGGAGAAGCCAACAAUUUUACAGAGGACCAGAACGUGACAGAGACCACCACGGUGUCCCAACUUAGCUCUGUGCCAGCUUCAACCCCAGUGUUGGAGACAGUAGAGCCAGAUCCAUUUCCUUUUACAGAGAAACUUGAGGCCACGCUCCCAGAAACCCAUAUACCGCUUCCCUCCGAGGGCAGCCAGAUAGUCACUCUAGUGCAAGAGGAAGAAGAUCCAAGCCCGUCUCCUAUUAUUUUGCUGGAGGGAGAAGAUGAUGGGGUGGUUGUGGACCCUGAGGAGAACCAGCAACUUGAUGUGAAGCAGGUGGAGAGCUCUGUGUACUGUGGGGAGCUCUCCAGUGUUUCCUGCAUUGCAUCCCUCCAGGAAUAUCUCUAUUGGUGGUGCUCCUCUGCACUCUCUGUGCAGAGGCAGCGUUGGAUGCCCAAGAGUGUGCGAGAAACGGAGACGGACCUCAGUGUCGCAACGCACCUGCUAGUAUCAGCACCCACACAACCAGUGGAGCUACUGACUCCUAUGGAGUCACCUACUGAGAAGGAGCUUAUCCCUACCCAGAGUGAGCCAAACGGAAUGCACAGCCCCACUCCUCCUGCAGAACCCUUGGAGCCCAUGCAACUAGAGCCCAGCCAGUCUGUCUCUAUACCGCUGCAAAGCUUCACCGACCCCAGUGGCACUCAGGAGGUCAAGACCUCCGCAAAGGAAAUGUUGGAGCAGGAUCAUGUAAACUUGGCGACAGUCCCAGAAAUGCAAGAGGAAGAAAAGAGAGAGGUUCCUACUACCAGUAGCAGUUCUACUGCUGCUUCCAAUAUCUUCUCUGCAGUAGAGGAACUCAUCUUUGAUAGUGACUUUCCCAGACAUGACACCACUGUUUCCACUGUGAAAGACCAGACCACUCAGGUUCUUACUGCCACAAGUCCCACUGAAUUGCCUCCAGCCACAGAGGUGCCUGCACCCCCAGCUGAUGCAGACAGUGUUGCUGGUGCUGUGGAGGACCUUCAAAGAUCAGUUUCCUCCAAGGAGCCCCCUGAAGGUCCACUCCUGACCUCAGAGCUCAGACCAGAGGACUCUGUGGAGGACAUUCUCAGCAUGCCCUCUAGCAAUGGGCAGCUCCAGCGCACAGCUACGGACUUCUACGCCGAACUGCAGAACUCCUCUGACCUGGCUUACAUCAAUGGCAAUGGCAACCUGGUGCACGGUUCAAACCAGAAGGAAUCUGUGUUUAUGAGGCUCAGCAAUCGCAUCAAAGCCUUAGAGAUGAACAUGUCUCUCAGUAGUCGUUAUUUAGAAGAGCUCAGCCAGAGGUAUCGAAAGCAGAUGGAGGAGAUGCAGAGGGCCUUCAAUAAAACCAUAAUUAAACUCCAGAACACCUCAAGGAUUGCAGAGGAGCAGGACCAGAAACAGACAGAAUCUAUCCAGCACCUACAGAACCAACUGGGGAAUGUCACUCAGCUAGUGCUGAACCUUUCAGCCACUGUCUACAGUCUGCAGAAAGAGGUGUCUGACCGGCAGUACUACUUGGUUGUGUGUCUGGUCCUUUGUGUGUGUCUGUGGCUGGUGCUGUGUGCCCAGUGCUGCCGGGGCACCAUCCAGCCACCGUCAGGUCCUGGUGACACUAUCCCUCAGACCAGUAGCUACCCUAGCCCCAAGAGGUGUUUCUCUUCAUAUGAUGACAUGAGUGUUAGGCGGAAGGUACCUUGUCCUCUGGUGCGUUCAAAGUCAAUCCAGCUUCCGACUACAGAUGUAGGUCCCAAUGACUUGUACAUUGUCGAACCUCUGAAGUUUUCACCGGAAAGUAAAAAGAAGAAGCGUUGCAAGAUGAAAGCAGAGAAGGUUGAAGCAACAAAACCUUCCGGCCCAAGGCCGACCAUCGCCAAUGGAGGACUGAAGUGCAAUGGCACUGGCCCACCAUACGCUCUCCCCCCACCACUGGGAGGAGUGGAUUCAUCCACUUUCAAGGACCCCUCGUCUGAGGGCAGCUCGGAAGGCUCGUCCCAUUCGGAGGACUCCUACUUCUGUGGGAUAUCGGCCUGCACGCGGCUGUGUGACAGCCAGGUGCUACUGAGGACAAGGGUAGAAAAGCGGGCCUUCAAACGGCGGCGCUCCAGGUUGGCAGAAGGGAGCGAACACUCAGGUGUACUGGUGCCACCACGUGUGGAAACUCUUCCUGCACUGCGGAACCUCAAGAAGGGAGGCAGUGAUGUCAGUGUGGGUGCAUUCCAGGCAGCAGCUGUUUCAGGACCUAUUUGAUGCCUACCAUCUUCCUCCUUGCCAGGCUUGCUUGUCUUUACAGACCCAGUUACUUUCAUCUCCUACAGGAAAGAGGUGUGGACUUGAAUUGGUCUCCAUGAGCUGCAACUCACUGGGGCAAGAGUGUCAUGGGGAGAAGGGGUGCGGGAGUUGGAGUGACAUGGCAAACUAAUUUUGAGAUGUUAACUCCGCCUUUCUCAAAAUGCCCGUAAUUUACGUGCCUUUCGCUCUCAGUUUCUGUUUUUCACAUAUUUAAUGGCAACUUUUUCCAGAGUAACCUUUGGGUAGCGCCACAAAUUGGAUUGACCCAGUCCUUACUGAAAACUAAACACUAGGACUUCUGUUUAGAGGACCACCAGGGUCUUCACGAACCAUGUUAGAACAAACUGAAGGUGUGAAGUGGCAUAAAUUCAGGUUGUCUGACAUAACUGUUCUGCUUGCUUUCCCAGUGUGAAAUGGCAGAUGUAGUGGAGUUCAGUAACCUAGUCAUGCACCUUCCACAUUCUGCAGUCCAUAAAUGUCAGUUACGCUCUUUUGAGCUGUGGCACCACCAGUGCAUAGGUUGUCAGACCAAGUGCAACUCUCCUCCCUAAUUAUCAUUUGGCCCGGUUGUGGUCUGAAGCUACUUCUGUCAAUUGAUGCCAUACUGACUCUCUCAUAUCUGUUGUUCACACCUUCUAUAGAAUCAUAAACAUAUGUCCAUUCUGUAACUCCAUAAUAGACAGAGCUGGAUCUUUGUCCUGUGUCUAAUAUUUUAGAGUAAUUCACUUUUACUGGUUUAGUAGAACCUUCUACAUUGUAGCAAACAGUAAUUACACCUCAACAAAUUCAUAACAGCCUGAGGACUUUUUGGCUGCUUACCUUGCCUUUGUACCUUUUCACUGCAUACUUUUAUUCAAGGUGAUAUUUAUGGGGAUGUUUUGCUUUUAUGAAUUGGUUUCCAGAUAUUCUAGAUUGUUAAAUUUAACAAUUAUUUCAUAUAGGUGUGUGCUGCCAGUCCUUCUGACUUGCCACUGCAUAAACACAAUCAUUCCAAGCACAGGCUUUUUUUUUUCUUUUUUUUCUUUUUUAAAAUAAAUAUGCCCAAGCUUGUGCAGUCAGUUUAUAUUUACCAAUUUCAGCAGCGACCUGUAUUCUUUUUUGGUGUAAUAUGAAUAGCUGCCCAAAUCAGCUACUGAAUAAUUCAUCACCUGCUCUUGUCAGAGCUAUCAUGUUUUUACCUUAAUGGGUUCCAGCAAAUGAAGAUGGGUUCAGAGGUCCAAAAAAGUAGAAACCAGGAUAGAGCAGUGCAGAGUAGACUGCUGUCACACAAAGAGUACAGUUUUAAUGUAUCCAGCAAUUCUUAGAUUCAUCUCUCAAAAACUGCAAGAACUUGCAGCUGCAUUCAUAAUAGGCCGAGGUAAUUAUUGCUGUUGAUUCCCAUUUUUUACCCCAAAGGGAGCCUAGGACUUUAUAAUGGAGACCUUCUUUGUCAAAAAUGGAAGAAGUGCUCUCACUCAGAGCAGGGACUUAAAUGUGAUUGUAUAACUUUAAAAAAACUGGUACAAGGGUGUAGUAUUUAUAAGAUUGUGUAAAUUUAGAUUGAGGUAAAGUUGUAGAUGUUUUAUAGAGUAAACAUUCUAAUACUAAUUUAUACAAAUAUUACUCUUAUGCACUGAGUGUGCAAUUUUUAUGUACCUUACCUUUUUUGUUCACUUUGCCUUCAAAGUGGUUUUCCAAACUUUUUGAGACCCUAUUAUUGGAGUAUAUCUAUUGUCGAGGAAGAGGUUUCCUGCUUUUUGUAAUCAGUUGCACAGGACUACUGAUAGGGGAGCAACUGUAACUACAGAAAUGUAGUGCUGUCAGACUGUGAAUUUCUAAAUAAAUACUUCCAUUCUGCUAUGCCUUCACAUUUAA
Scleropages formosus (Asian bonytongue) is the source of this 5932-nucleotide messenger RNA. RefSeq names its product SUN domain-containing ossification factor-like. Gene Ontology annotation, biological process: protein folding in endoplasmic reticulum; regulation of bone remodeling. Bases 155 to 4036 code for a protein of 1293 amino acids. Gene Ontology annotation, cellular component: cytoplasm; membrane. The transcript has 23 exons. NCBI's taxonomy places the organism in Eukaryota, Metazoa, Chordata, Actinopteri, Osteoglossiformes, Osteoglossidae. The record is from RefSeq and is a predicted model, not a curated record.